UCCACCUUAUAUCCAAGAGUUGUGGGAUCCCGUAUUUGACUAUGUCUAUAGUAACGAUAUCUGUAGAUGUAAUUUACUCUAAUGCAGCGUUAUCAGAUGUCUUGGCAGAUCCCUCAGAUGUCAAUGGCUUGCAAUUUUUACGCCUACUGUCUAGUUUUGUUACUUGGAACUACCCUUUAUACAUCAUGGCAUGCGUGUGUUACCGUAGCCAUCAACUAAGCAAUCAGGUAAAAACACUGAAAUGGAGUCUUGAUGAACUUCAGACCAAAGGAAAUUUGGAUAUGAAGAUAUUAAAUAUGGUUUGUUUAUUUGAAACAAGAAUAAACGAGAGGAACAUGCAUUUCUCUGCAUUUGGAAGCAUCAACUUUGACGUCAGUUUGAUAAUAAUAGUUUUGAAUAAAAUAGUUACUUAUUUGUUUGCAAUAUCUCCAACAAGGCAACAGUAAGAAAAGGAUUUCUUUGUGAAGAACAGCAUGCACAGCAUCAUAACUAAUUUUGUUUAUUUAAUAAAAUAAAAGAC
This is a messenger RNA of Macrosteles quadrilineatus (aster leafhopper), 520 nucleotides long. RefSeq lists its product as uncharacterized. The transcript is spliced from 4 exons. NCBI's taxonomy places the organism in Eukaryota, Metazoa, Arthropoda, Insecta, Hemiptera, Cicadellidae. The record is from RefSeq and is a predicted model, not a curated record. Bases 42 to 446 code for a protein of 134 amino acids.